Molecule: messenger RNA, 1950 nt
Organism: Lachancea dasiensis
Lineage: Eukaryota; Fungi; Ascomycota; Saccharomycetes; Saccharomycetales; Saccharomycetaceae
Source: the annotation of a GenBank genome assembly
AUGCUUGAAAACUCUGUCAGAGUCGAUGAUUACUUUGGGAACGAUGACAAUGGACUUUGGGCGUGGUAUCUUUGCAACUUGAGGCGAGGCAACUUUGAAGAGUUAAACGGCAACGAGUUAAAGGCGGCUCUGCUGAGAAGGUUUCUCAACGAGCAAUUGAUGCCAGAGACUGUUCCUUUCAACAAAAAAUUGCUGCUGGUUUCUAUUCCAGAUGAUAUCCACGAAAACACGAAUCUGCUAGAGAAUUUCUUGAGGGACUACUUUCACUUAGACGACCUGCAGUAUAUCCAGAUCCGCAAAUUGACACAAGAACAGUGCUAUAACCACGAGAAUCACUAUCUCAUCUCCGAUAAUCUUAGCAAUUUCAAUGAUAAAUCUUUUUUGGAAUUUGCGGCCAGAAGUAGGAGCAUACGCAGCCCUGCGUUCUCUCGACCGGAGUCUACCGGAAAUGAGUAUAGCAUUAUCAGUGGUGAGACUGGGUUUGACUGUGUCAGGUCAUCUAUAGAGCCACAAGAGAUUUCUGCAGAACCAGGCUCCUCUAAAAUAACAUCAAAAGAUUCAGACUCUGUAAUUACUCCAAGUACGCGUCCGGUAACCGUUGAGAAUUCGGAGUCUCUCAGCUCCAGCGGCGAUGAGCAAGAGGAGGAUAGUGGUGAGCUAGUAUUACAAUUCAAGUGUCAUCGAGUUCACGAGAAAUCUAAUCAAGGACCCGACCUUCGCAAACCGUUCGGACGCGACCAGGACCCCAGCGCUUGUUCCAGUGGAACAUCUUUUGACAGCGAAGAUGGAUCCUCUUAUAAUAGUGAACUUUUGACGCAAACAUUUACUAUAGAAGACAAUUCUGCAUCUCCUACGGCUCCAGGCGAUGUAUCCGAAUUAUCGAGUGUUGAUCACUCGCUGAGAUCCUUGAGUUAUGAUUCUGAUUACUCAAAUGGAUCGAGCUCAAUGACAUCCAUUUUUCCAUCUUUGUCGAUAUCGGAAAAAUUUGGUCGAUUCAGGCUGGUACUGCAAUCUAUAUUGAUACAACAACCGGAUACGCGUCAGCUUUUCACGGCUGUAAGGCAAUCUAAUAACGAUCCUAAUGUUGCUCAUGUCAAAGACGAUUGGCUUUUGUACGAUGAUAAAUUUUCUAUGGACAACCUCCAGAUGCUCGCCUUGCAUGAUGUUUUAGAAAUGAACAAGUUUUUUCCAAAAGUCUUGUUUUACACUUUGGUGAUGAUAGAUGAAGACGUGGCACCGGAUGCACAGACCUACCGUCCAGCUCGUCCGGUAGUGUCACCAAAACCCACUGCAUCGAUAUCCACACUUUCCGAUCACUCGCUCAAACCAGAAACAACCUUGACACUCUUAACUCAAAUGAACUCCCAAGUUAGUAGCGCGGCAGCUUACAACGCACAUUUACCCGCCGUCCAUGGGCCGAGGAGCCGCGAUGGAUAUCAUACAACCUUGAAGGACGCUAAUGGUGGAUAUCGUAACGAAAAUGCGAGCGAAUAUGAGGACAGGUCGGACGAUGAUGAACAAGAAAAUUACAUUAAUGGCGACGGAGGAGAUAUUGUUCAACUUUUUGCUGCAUCGCGUUCUAACUCUAAUAAAUCAGUUGCUCACAGAUCGAUCAGGACGAUCAAAAGUAUUGGAGAUUGGGCGUUUCAUCAUGAUUCGGCGGCAAGAACAUUGGAGUUUUCAUCGCCUUCCGUUUCGGACUUAGGCACUGAGCGUGCAUUGAUGAAAACGAAGUCAAAGUCGUCGGUGAAAAGCGGACUAACAAAAUCGAUGACGAUAGGGUCUUUGAGCACAGUGGAGAGAUCCAAAAGUGUCCCAGUACCCUCGAUUUUGAAGACCUUGAGUAGUUUAGAUGAUGAGGCCCUCUACCUCAAAAGGAAAGUUGCCAAAUUUAAAAGGAAACGGAUGGCAAAGCAUAAGAAAAGUGAGCCUAAGUGUGCGCUUAUGUAG